AUGUUAGGGAAUUUCGCAUUGCCGAAGAGGAGACAGUCUGUUGAUCAUGUUAGGAUUGUAGGAGUAACUGAAAUACCCAAAGCUAUCGAAGAGAAUCUUACUGUAAUUGUCAGAAAAUUUGAACAUUUUGAAAACGAUGUUAGUGGAACAGUAGAAUCAUUUCUAUCGCUGUAUCCUAAUCUGCGUGUGCUGAUUGUAAAAAUACAAAAGAGACCAACGUACUUAGUUUCAGCCGCAUUUCAAGAUACUAGGGCAGUGGAGUGUUUGAAAGUAAAUUUGAAUGCGAGAGAAUGGUACAUUGAAUAUUCAACAACAGAAGAUGAUGUCUGUGACAGCGUUAGCGGGAAUCAUGCCAUACUUGUUGCAACUGAAACUAUAAAAAAGCUGCCGGUGGUAUUUAUGCUUCCAUUUCCUGAAGCAUUAUAUAUACAGGCAGCUGCACAAAAUAUAAAGGUGAAGUUGCUGAGGCAAGGCGGAUUAACAGAAGGACAACCUCUGUACAAAAGCAGCCAUGCAUAUUGGAAAUUACAGCAGUUGCAUCAAAGACGAUUAAAGGAUAUGUACCGUGAAUUUGGUUUAAAAAAAGUUGUAAGGGAAACUGGUGUCGUUGAAUGGUAUGGCUGUAAUCGUAAUACUGCUAGAUGUUUCGGAACUGUUGUAGAUGAUAUACCGCAGUAUUUAUGGGAAGGAAAGUGGACGCCUCCGUGCUGUUUGGCGGGAUUGCGGCGCACAGCCAGGCACGUGUUUGACCAACUCGACGAGUCUGGUGUUCGGUAUUGGUUGGAAGGUGGUAGUUUACUUGGUGCUAUGCGUUCUUCUGAUAUAUUGCCCUGGGAUUACGACGUUGAUUUGGGCUUUUACCGCGAUGAUAUUUCGCGAUGCCAUUGGCUUCUGAGGGCACAAAAACAGUCUAUCAUUGAUAGUGAUGGAUUUGUUUGGGAGAAAGCGCCUGAGGGUGAAUUUUUUCGAGUGCAGUACAGUCAGUCAAAUCAUUUACACGUCGAUUUAUUUCCUUUUUAUGAAGUCAAUGGCACUAUGACAAAGGAUACUUGGUUUCCUACACACAAACAAGAUAGGGAAUUUCCUGAAUAUUUUUUGCAUCCUAUGUCCUCUAUUGAAUUCAUUGGCCGACAGGUUCCAGCUCCGAAUAAUAUAAGAGACUUUUUAGAACUGAAAUUCGGUAAAAAUGUUAUCGAGAAUCCAGAAUACCCAAAUCCUUCCAAACUUAAAUUUUCGAUGGCUGGAAAUUUACCACCCUAGUCAGUUGAUUUGUACGUUAAUGACUUCUCAGCCAAAAGAACAUUCAAGUUAUGAAAUCAUCCAUUCUUCCAAAAAAUAAACAAUUGUAUGAAGUAUGGUGAAAUAUUGUUUGAGCAGUUUAUGUUACAAUAAAUGUUUUGAUGUGUGUUUGUGUGUAAAUCAACCUUACCUUCAGUGUCCUCUCUGAUGUAGAUUAAAGUAAAUCUCAACUAUCACCAAACUAAAACUCUAUCUCUCAACUCAGUUUUGGAAGAUUGUAGCUUCAGCGGUCUCUUCUCUUUGCAUCAGAUUUUAUAAGGCAACACAAAGUUAAGGGAAGUAAUGUUGAUAUAUCAUCGGAACACAAGAAAAGUGACACAUUUCAAAAAGUAAUUUUUAGUUGUCUGCGAGUAGACUGGCACUACAGCCUCGUGGAGUUAAAGCCUGCUAUAUAAAUCUGCUUCAUUACAUACCUUCCGAUCCCGAUAGAAUCUUCGUCCAAACUGCCAGGAACUUCGAAAGCUUUCGAAGCUUGACCAUAAUAUCAUGCUCUAAAAAUUACCUCUAUAUGGAAUUCGUGGUAUUGCCUAGAUUGGAUUAUCAAGUUCCGUCUCAAAGAGUUGAAAUACCGCAGUGACACGAAAGAACAUACUACUUAAGUUUUUGUAACGUGGCGCGUCAAGGGCUGCCAUCACGAUGGAAUAUCUCACGGCAUUUCGAGUCUUUCUCGGUCGAUUGAUUAUUACGUGGCUAAGAAGGAUUGUUUUUUUAAAUUUCCGGCAUUAUCUUUGCAGUGGCAUAGUGCGAAGGGUCACAACCUGAGACAGCACUGAGCUGAGAGCGAUCGACGACUUUUUCUCUGCUGACUGCUGACGGGGAAUCUUUGGACAACUCCGCGACUGUUUCGCUGCCUGCGACUUUCUGAAGCGUAGGUGUCAUUUUCACAACUGCCUCGCUGUCCCUUCGAAUCCUUAUGGUAGUCGUCCUCACCCAGUUUAAUUCUCAAAAACAUCACAUUUUCUUCAGCCGAAUGGGGAAUUCUGGCUUAUCCUAGCGUAUCAUAUUCUACUUAUGCUAAAUUUAUUUGUAAAAUGCGUAAUAAUUGUUUGUCUUAUAUUUUCCUUGUGUUUUGCUGUUGAUAUUUUUUUAUUUCCUGCUAUGUUUUCAUUAAUAAAUGAUGCUUUAUUUUCAUUACUUUGUUUUACUAAGAAAAUUAUAUUGAAAAUA
This is a messenger RNA of Gryllus bimaculatus (two-spotted cricket), 2466 nucleotides long. The record is from the annotation of a GenBank genome assembly. NCBI's taxonomy places the organism in Eukaryota, Metazoa, Arthropoda, Insecta, Orthoptera, Gryllidae.